CUAUCUCCGCUCCAUUUAAGCCACAAAUCCGCUUUCACUUUCAGACCCUAAAAAACGAGGCCCCGAAUUCCUGAGAUUACCUGUUUCGUACUAUCGGAUUGGUAGCCGGAUAGGAUUUUGUAAAGUGAAUAAGCCCUAAUUUCGGCUAUGGAGACUGAAAACCCAUCCAAUUUCAGUUACAUGGGGCGGAAUUUCAGCGAUCUCAGUAUCGGCGACAGCUCCUCUGCUUUCAGUGACUGCAACAGUGACAGAUCCGGCGAGUUCCAAACGGCGUCGUCUCAGAGCCGGCGGCUCCUGAUUGCCUGCGCUUCGGACAACUCCGACGAUCUGAUACGUCAGCUGGUCGGCGUCCUCGAGUCCGGUUCGAUUGAAGAGCAGAAGCAAGCGGCGAUGGAGAUCAGGCUCCUCGCCAAAAACAAAUCGGAAAACCGCCUCAAAAUCGCGGAAUACGGAGCGAUACGGCCGUUGAUUUCGCUCUUGUCUUCCUCCGAUCUCCAGCUCCAGGAGUACGGCGUCACGGCGAUUCUGAACCUCUCGCUCUGCGACGAGAACAAGGAGCUCAUAGCUUCGUCGGGAGCAAUCAAGCCUCUGGUCCGAGCGCUCAAGACCGGAAAUCCAACCACGAAAGAGAACGCCGCGUGCGCUCUGCUCCGUCUAUCUCAAAUAGAAGAGAACAAAGUCGCAAUCGGACGGUCGGGAGCGCUUCCGCUGCUGGUGAAUCUUCUAGAGAACGGCGGAAUUCGCGGCAAGAAGGACGCGUCGACGGCUCUGUAUUCUCUAUGCUCGGUAAAAGAGAACAAAAUCAGAGCCGUUCAGGCCGGGAUCAUGAAGCCGUUGGUGGAAUUGAUGGCGGAUUUCAGUUCAAACAUGGUGGACAAGUCGGCAUACGUGCUGAGCGUGCUGGUUUCGGUGCCGGAGGCUCGAACGGCGUUGGUGGAGGAAGGCGGGAUUCCGGUGCUGGUGGAAAUCGUGGAGGUUGGGUCGCAGAGGCAGAAGGAGAUAUCGGUGGCGAUAUUGCUGCAGCUGUGCGAGAAUAACGCGGCCCACCGUAACCUGGUGGCCCGCGAAGGAGCGAUACCUCCCCUGGUGGCUCUGUCUCAGUCCGGCACUAAUCGCGCCAAGCAAAAGGCGGAGACAUUGACAGAGCUUCUACGGCAACCGAGAUCCGGCAACGUCGCUGCACGAGCGUGAAGAUGAUGUGCUAGUGUAAAUUCCCAUUCUGCCCCCUCAUGGCUCCCUUUUGCCAUGCCCAUACCAUGUAAGAUUUGUACUCACACAAAAAGGAAAAUACGAGGAGAAGAAAAAAUCAGAGAACGAAAACUUGUAAAUAUCUUUGUGACGGGAGCAUGUUGUAAAAUUUGUGAUAAAGUAUUGGAAUUGAGCUGAUGAGUUUGGUUUUGCCUU
Molecule: messenger RNA, 1404 nt
Organism: Rosa chinensis
Lineage: Eukaryota; Viridiplantae; Streptophyta; Magnoliopsida; Rosales; Rosaceae
Product: U-box domain-containing protein 4
Exons: 2
Coding region: 148-1191 (347 amino acids)
Cellular component (GO): cytoplasm; nucleus
Molecular function (GO): protein binding
Source: RefSeq, a predicted model, not a curated record